This is a messenger RNA of Esox lucius (northern pike), 3883 nucleotides long. Its product is annotated as fibroblast growth factor receptor homolog 1. The transcript is spliced from 11 exons. Bases 1785 to 3083 code for a protein of 432 amino acids. Gene Ontology annotation, biological process: cell surface receptor protein tyrosine kinase signaling pathway; positive regulation of kinase activity; protein phosphorylation. Lineage: Eukaryota; Metazoa; Chordata; Actinopteri; Esociformes; Esocidae. Gene Ontology annotation, cellular component: signaling receptor complex. The record is from RefSeq and is a predicted model, not a curated record. Gene Ontology annotation, molecular function: transmembrane receptor protein tyrosine kinase activity; ATP binding.
GGGGUGCACUGCAUAGGACGUAGGCUGCCAUUUAUGACGCAGUGUCUCACCGGAUUUUCUUUCCAUGUCCUCAGUUGUUCUGACCUGCUGUAAGACCCACGGACGAUUGCCUGGAAGCCAAAAUGAAUGUUUAUUUUUUAUUUUUUAUUUUUUUACCACUUCCGUCUCAGUUAGUGAUGCUCGGUUGGGAUUGCAAACUGAGCUAUGGACUCUUUGUUUCUUUUAAAACUCUUGUGAUUUUAAUUCUGUGAAAAGCAUGGCUAAUUUAUUAACUAAUCAGUCAUUCCUCGGUGGCUGAAUGGUUUUGACCCAUUGGCAGUUAUCCAAGUGCAAUCUGCUACAGAAAUGUCUCUGUCCUCAGUCUAGUGCGUUUCUGUUUUGUUAAAGUUUAUUUUUGAUGACCUUAAAAGAGAGAUAAUAACUUAAUGACCUUUUUGUUGCUUUGAAAAGUGUUGUCACCUGAAUCAAAAUCACAUUGCACUGACAUUGCAGAUGUACAUAACGUUUUUGUUUUGUAAAUAAGUCCAUAAAUCGGAUGUCUUUGAAUAUGAACUGUAAAGGAAAAAAUAAAAUGACAUGUACUGUAGCUGUAUACGGAGUGGCAACAUCGCUGAUCUGUAACAGAAAUCCACAUAUUAAAUACGACAGAUGCAAUCAAGUCCAUCAGUCAGUGGGUUGGUUCUUCCGUCUGCCUGCAGAGUGCAGUUGUGUGACCAGUGUGGCUCUUGGUAUUGUCUGUCGUGUUGACAUACUUUCUGUAGUACGUGACUGGGAACCACAGGCCUUCACCGCCGCUGGGUUCCGUUCUGCUGCGGCGGUCCGGACCCCUAUGGACCCACUAUAUUGGGGUAAUGGUACGCCGGGAGGGGCCGGGGCUUUCUAAACCGUCCGCCAGAUCUCUGCGGUCGUCCCAGCUAAUGUGAACCGAAUCCCGUUAAGAUCGUGUCCCUAUUCCGAUCUGAACCGUGUGAAAAUGGUAGACGCUACGAUUAAGACAUCGUCUCAAUUCGCAAUGUUGCUGGCUGACGAGUUGCUGGACCUGGGAAUCCCCAUGUGGCAAUAUGGCAAACGUCGCCCACAACAGGGAAGUAUCAUCAGCAGGGAUUUUCCAGUGACUUCCGUAGUGUCUAGGGUGUGUGCGAAAAGGAUCAGGACAUAAUGUCGAGGUAGAGAGGUCACAUGGUAUUAUUACAAUGUUGAUUUAUUGUUUCCAAUGGUAGUGACAUCAACAGCCUAGCUGUCUAAUUCAGGUGCUCCUUGGAAAUCGCCCAACCAACUGCUAUGCAUAUUAUUUAAUUUUCUAAGACUUGCUCUUGAGCGUGUUUUCAUUGUUUGGAUUCUGUAGGUCUCUCAGUCAUACUGCUUGAGGGGGUUUUGAAAACCACUGAAUGCUACUGUGCAUUUCCCCUCUGAGCACUGAAGUUGUUGCUUACCAAACCCCUCCUACUGACUACAGUGGCACAGGACAUGAUGAUGUGCUCUCCGUUUCCUCUAAACCUGUCAAUUCAAGUGGUCUUUCUCUCAAGAUCUCAGAGUGAAGUUGAGUUGCAUUUUGCUGUAACAGUUCACAUUGCGGUGACCUGCAGAGAAUCAGGCAUUGAGGCCCAGCCGUUGUCUCGAGGGUCUGAAUCGCCCACUUAAGUGUUGAGUUUGUUUUGGAGCCUCACCAGGGGCCAUUUCACCACAGGGGAUAUGUCGACGGAUUUAUAAACGGUACCGGUUCCUCAUAAGACCUGAUUCAUCAUUGGCAAGCUGUCUACAUGAAGGACAUCUGAAUUGAAGAAAUGCCGGCGCCCUCUAACCACUCAGGUAAUAAGCCGGCGGAAUGUGCGCCUGGGGACAGGUGCAACGGCAUGCUCAUCCAGACUCAUUACCCCCUCAUCGGGGUGUGCCUGUUUGCCUUCGUGGCUUUUCUGGUGCUGGGGAUGGUGUGGUUUAAAAAGUAUCGUUCCUUAAUGCAGACCAUUCGGGAACUGCAAGGGGGAAGGCCUCUGGGUAAUGUAGCCUGGGCCCGGGACUCCCCGGUGCUCUCUGCUGCGUGCGCAUUCCCUGUCACCUCAGACAAGCCCAUGGGGAAGGGAGACAGGGAGGGAGAGGAGCAGAAACCACUGACAGUCGCGCCCCGGCUGCCAUGGAGGGCUCAGCAACAGGGCCCUCGCUUCACCAAGUCAGACCUGAGCCUGCUGCAGCUCAUCAAAGCUGGGAAGGAGGGCAUCUUCUACAAGGCCAGGAUGACACGGGGAACCUGCAAGGGCCAUGAGAUGUUCACCUGCAAGAUCGCCAAAGAGGGUGUGACCCCUAAGCGCGUGGAGAUGGAGGUGUCCAUCAUGAGGAAGCUGGUGCACCACAAGAAUGUCCUGCAGCUGCUAGACUGGAACAUCACAGAGGAGCCCUAUGUGUUGAUAAUGGAGUUUGUGAGCUCUGGCACCCUGCGUAGCUUCCUACAGACCAACAAAGACAAGCUGACCCCUGACCCUGAGCUGCAGAGCCUGUUCACCAUCGCCUCCUAUCACAUCGCACUAGCCAUGGAACACCUGAGAUCCAAAAUGGUGGUGCACUGUGACCUGGCCCUCAGAAACAUCAUGGUGAACAGGUUUCCCUGGGAGGUCAAAGUGGCAGAGUUUGGUCUGGCCAGGGACCUGACCCGAGUGAGGAGCUACCGCAGCAGCCGAAGGAAAACCCCACGGGAGCGCGUGCCCCUUCGCUGGUACCCCCCAGAGUACUUCAGAAACAACUACUACAGCUUUAAGGGGGAUGUGUGGUCGUAUGGCAUCGUGCUGUGGGAAAUGCAGAUGUUUGGCACCUUACCAUACUCCAACCUGGAGACGUCAGAAUCAGUGGUCUAUUACAUCUGUGCAGGGUACAAGAACAAAGACCCCGACGGCUGCCGUCCCGAGAUACUGCAGAUCAUGAGAGACUGUUGGACGGAACCCUACACUUCCAGGCCAUCCUUCACAGACAUCGUGAGAAUACUGGAGAACAUCAUGGAGAACGACGCAGAUUACGUGGACGUGGCGAACCCCAGGCUUCUGACAUCAGGGGAGGUGGGCAUGAAUGAUUCAAAAAGCCUCAACCAGUUCUGAAUUCGGCCAUUUUGAUUACUCACACAGACGCAACGUUGAAGCUCAGCCGAUUCUUCCUUCACGUGUCAGAUGGACUGCCGAAGAACAUUUGUACAAAACAGGAUCCUCCAAUCUCAGGAGCUAACAGUCAUUUACAAUGUUAAUAAAUAAUUAAAUAAACUCCAGGUGUAUUUGGAAGAUGACAUUUAGUUGAGUAUUUUGGAUUGGAAAUGAUACAGUGGCUGUGUUAACGUGCACACUGUCUUCUUUAAUGUAUGGGUAUUAAUCACUGCAAGGUCGACUAUUUAGAAAUGACAACAUUUUGUGCAUUGUCAACUCAUUUUAAGUCACCAAAAAUUAUACUUGGAUAAUUUAAAUUAAAAGUGCUGGAAUACAGUCAAGAUAUUUGUGUCACUGUCCCAACAUUUCUAGGGACAGUUUCGCAGGUACGGAAUAAGCAUAGUCUAGGACUAAAAUAUCUAGUUCAAUAGAAAACUCCAUUGAGCUUGUUUUUGUAGUCCUAGACUAGGCUUUAUCUGUCUGUGAAACUCGCCCUUAGAGUUUACUGUACAUAAUAAUCUCUGAACCGAGUUUAAAGGAUAUUCUGAUUAUUAUAAAGUGUAUAUUUCUCUCCAUUUUUCUGUAAAUACUGUGUAGGUAAAAACAUUGUCUUAAUAAUUCCGUAACAAAUUUUUUAUUUAUAUUUAUGCCAUUGGUGAAGGAAAAGGUUGUUUAAUAAUAAUUUUCAUUGAAUAAUAGUUUGUUCUUUGUGAUGCACAAUGCAUUUGCCUGCUGGGCGAAUAAACGUGAACUUGAACAAC